UCUCUUAGCAACAGGCAGACCUUCACCUACACUCUGCCAGUUACCAGGAGCAACAGCGAUGCUUGGAGCCAUUCUGGAGAGGAGACGGACCGGUGGAGUCAGAUCGAGCCCAGUAGCCGCUGUAAUGCCCCAAAACUGAAGCUGCGUCUUUUCAUAAGAUUGCCUGCGUCGUGUGUUUUGUGCCGGAGACGUUCGGAAUCCUUCCCUGGUGUGUGAGUGUGUUUGCGGGAACUGCUGUUUCCCAGUGCCGACUAAAGAUCCUUCCAGCAUCCUGAAAACGGAAAACCUUCAUCCGGACUUUCCUAUUCUGUGGAACUUCAUUACCCACAAUGCACACACCAGCCUCCAUGGUGACGGGUAUCGUGUUUGCUCCACUGGGACUGGUGCUGCUGUUUACGGCUGCCAUCACCCCUCAGUGGCGCGAGGGGCAAGCUUGGCUGGGCGGGGCCAGGCAGGCCGUGGGCGGAGCCAAAGGCAGGGAGCUCCUCCUCCUCCGCUCUGACGGACUGUGGGAGAGCUGUCUGCAGGUGGCGAACUCCGAGCUCAGGGAGUGCUGGCCGGCGUCCGGACCGUACCAACGGGACGCACGGGUGCGGGCCGCCCGCACCCUCAUACUCUCCUCCCUCUUCCUGUGCGGCACGGGAGUCGUGCUCGCCAGCGUCGGCAUCCGCUGCUGGACCGACGCGCCACUCAGAAAUGUGGCGGCAGGCGGCGGCCUGCUGGUGGCGCUGUCGGGCCUGCUCAGCUUGGCGGCGCUGGGAGUGUACACGCGACACCUCUCCGAGCUGGGCGUGGAGCUGGCCUCCACUGUGUCGGGGUUCCAAGGACUGGAUGUGCACAAGAUGCCCAGCCUGAGCCUCCGCCCGGCCGGGUCGCUCUACUUCGCAUGGGUGGGGGCCUGGGUGCAGGUGCUGGGUGGAGUGGCCCUACUAUGCGGGGUCCGACGCCCACGGUGCCCCGCACGGACUCAUGCGGAGAGGGCAGAGGCUUACGAGGUAAACUGCUAAUCUGGAUUUACGAGGUACGCCGCUUCGAAGGACGCUCGGCUGUGUGGACCACCAGGAGCCACGGACGCGGUCCGAGUGACACUCGUCACAUGCAUGAGGACUCAGUGAGGAUACUGCACGUAAACGGACUCCACAGAGACAUCUCGCACGUGUACAGGCUUCUGAGCAGGUGGACGAAACCUCACCGCAUCCGGAACAGCUCCGCUCGGGUCAGUUUGGGUCAUUAGCAUGUCCCAAACAUCCACGCUACUCACAGACACUGGAGAGAAAUUUAAGGCCAGCCCAGGAUUUUUAUCAAUCAGGUCUGAUAGGUUUGGUCUUAUGGGCUGGAUUUUUUUUUUUUUUUUUUUUUUUUUUCAUUUAAUGAAAUUACCAGCUUUCAGUGAGUAAUCCAAUUUAGAAGAUAAAAAAUAACAUUUGAUUUAAAAAAAAUUAGUCUGCCUUUGAUCGCAUAUGAGCAGGACAGCAAUAAGAACCGGAUGCGUUAGGACGGCUGUGAUCUGAGCUCUCGGUAUCGGCACAGGGACUCUCGCGAGAGCGACGUUACCACAGCCGUCUGGUCAGUCCCACAGUAGCAGAAAUUGCCAAAGAUCUUUUACCGCCGCUAAACGGCGGAUCCUGUGGGCCGACGGAUUUGACAAUAUCAAUUAACCGAAGUAAUCAACCUUUUGUUUCCGGCUUCGCUCAAAACUGAGGGUUGUGGAAUCAAAAGUGAUAUUAUUUCAGGCCGUAUAAGUAUCCUGCGUAUAAUUACUGCUGUUAUUAAGCCCUAAUGGGACAUGAAACCUAAGCCAUUUGAGCUGUUUCGCUUCAGUAGUACUAUGUUGUUAGUAAUUACGCGUGUUAGUCGUGAUGUGCCACUCAUCCGGUGGCUCGACAAGCUUUAGAGGUGGAAGUGGGAUGUCAUGCUCAAGCAGCUCCGUCCUAUGGGAUGUAAACAGAUUUGUUUGUGCGCAUGCAGUGCUUUAACAUGUAUUUGCAUUUUUGUGUUUGUUUUCGAAAUGUUAAUGCUUUGUUUUGGUGUAUUUAGCGUGUAAACAGAAGAUAAUAGAACGAAUUUUAUAGCUCACUGGAAGACUGCUGCUAACCGACUACCGCUGCUUUAAAGGAAACACAGCUACAAAACUAAAAUGCCAGAAGAUACAUUUUAGAGAUCUCUAAUAUCAUAUGGGUGUAUUACAGUUCUGAAAUAAACACACAGAUCCAUGGUG
Messenger RNA from Electrophorus electricus (electric eel), 2218 nucleotides. It is a transcript of the gene cldn23l, whose product is annotated as claudin 23-like. Gene Ontology annotation, molecular function: structural molecule activity. The record is from RefSeq and is a predicted model, not a curated record. NCBI's taxonomy places the organism in Eukaryota, Metazoa, Chordata, Actinopteri, Gymnotiformes, Gymnotidae. Gene Ontology annotation, cellular component: bicellular tight junction; membrane.